Messenger RNA from Pseudogymnoascus verrucosus, 1888 nucleotides. RefSeq lists its product as uncharacterized. Bases 231 to 1739 code for a protein of 502 amino acids. The record is from RefSeq and is a predicted model, not a curated record. Lineage: Eukaryota; Fungi; Ascomycota; Leotiomycetes; Thelebolales; Thelebolaceae. The transcript is spliced from 4 exons. Gene Ontology annotation, molecular function: heme binding; monooxygenase activity; oxidoreductase activity, acting on paired donors, with incorporation or reduction of molecular oxygen.
CCGUGCUCCUGCAUCAAUUGGCUUGCUCGCUUCCAAAUUAAAGAAAACACUCAGAUCUUCUCUGUCAUAAAACUAACUCGCUAAUUGAGUUCCCCUCGAUUGCGACUUCAGCUCUAUCCCUUGUGUUGUGGGCUAUUUAGUUGCUAGCACCGCCAAAUGAUCGUUCUGACUCGCACCUGUGUAACUCUCAAUGCUGUCGUGCUUAAUUGAGACAUGAGAAGCUGAUCGGGAUGGAAAUUCAGCUUUCGGAAGUUCUGUGGACUGUGCUUUUUGUGUGGCUUGGUUUUGGAGCCACCCACCUCCUCUACAAUGUGUUUUUCCACCCACUGAAAGCGUAUCCUGGACCCUUCGCUGCGGGGGCCACGAUUUGGUGGAAGAUUUAUAUCGAGGUUAUCAAACAAGAGUCGAUGACCGAUGUGCUCUUCCGACUGCAUAAACAGUUUGGCGAUAUCGUCCGGAUAGGGCCCAACGAGCUCCAUUUUUCCAACCCGGCUGCUUACCAUGAUAUUUAUAAUUCUUCGGCCCGGUGGGACAAGGAGCGGAUGCUCUAUGAGGGUUUCGGGGAGGACCACUCUUCCUUCGGGAUGCUCACGUAUGCCCAGUCGAGGCCGCGGAAGGAAGUGCUCCUGCCACUGUUCUCUCGGCGGGCCAUCCUGACCAUGCAAGGCCUCGUCAGAGAAAAGGUCGACCAUUUUGCAAGCAUUCUGGCAAAGAAUAAUGCAAACGGCAACUCAUCAGACCUGUUGCUCGGAUUUCGCUGCUUUACAAUUGAUACUAUCACAACCUUUUGCUUCGCCCAAUCGGUUGACGCAAUUGAUGAGCCAGACUUCGCCGCCCCAAUUGUGGAGGCUAUGGAUAACACACUUCCUGCCUUCCACGCCUUCAAGUACUUCCCCCUCUUACGGAAAUCUAUUCUCGGCAUCCCACCAUGGCUGUCUCUGAAAAUAUCGCCUCAAAUGGCAGGCCUAUCGCGCUUGCAAAUGCUCCUUGGGAAGCAAGUUAGAGACGUGAUUGCCAACCCUGAUAGCCUCAAGGAUGCCCCGCACCCAAUUAUUUACAACCGCCUCCUCGACCCAGACGCCCAAAAAGGCAACCCAAUACCAGACGCAACGGCACUCUAUGAAGAGGCCCAGUCUCUUGUCUUUGCUGGUGGAGUCACGGUCGCUGAUACAAUCAUGACUGGCCACUUCCACAUCCUCUCCCAACCGACACUCUACGCGCAGCUCCAAUCCGAGGUCCUCAAUGCAUGGCCAGAUAUCGACAACCCUCCCCGGUAUGAAGUCCUUGAGACGCUCCCUCUCCUAACAGCAACUAUCAAAGAAUCUCUGCGCCACUCCCCAGGUGUUACUUCUUCUCUCCUCCGCAUUGUCCCAGCUAGUGGUGCCACCAUCUCCGGAUGCGCUAUCCCAGCCGGUACCAUUGUCGGGAUGACUUCCGCGAUCGUGCACAAAUCACCUUCCAUCUUCGCGGACCCAGAAGCCUUUAUCCCUGAGCGUUGGCUAGGUAAAGACGCAACUGGGUUGGACAGGUACCUCAUUUCAUUUAGCAAGGGCCCCCGGAGCUGCACGGGUGUUAAUCUAGCCUGGUGCGAGUUGUAUAUUGCGUAUGCGACGAUGCUGAGGCGCUUUGAUAUGGAAUUGGAUGGGACGACUGAGGAGGAUUUGGUGUUUAGGGAUUGCUUUACGCCAUAUUAUCCUGGGAGACACUUGAGGGCAUGGUGCCGGCCAAAGGAGACAUAGGAGAGCGGUUGCAAGUACAUAGUGAUGAAUUAUGAAGGAGGUUAUGUUUGGGGAAGGUUGGCAUUUUGCUGGGGGCGUCUUGAUAGUGGGGUAUUAGUUGGGGUGUACGUAGAACGGCAUAGCCUUCCAGUUCAACACAACAGUAACAG